Messenger RNA from Pneumocystis jirovecii RU7, 1263 nucleotides. RefSeq lists its product as uncharacterized. Gene Ontology annotation, molecular function: ATP binding; nucleic acid binding; Ser-tRNA(Ala) deacylase activity. Gene Ontology annotation, biological process: regulation of translational fidelity; alanyl-tRNA aminoacylation. The transcript is spliced from 5 exons. Bases 1 to 1263 code for a protein of 420 amino acids. Lineage: Eukaryota; Fungi; Ascomycota; Pneumocystomycetes; Pneumocystales; Pneumocystaceae. The record is from RefSeq and is a predicted model, not a curated record.
AUGAGGGCUCAACAAACGACUAAAACUAUUGUUGGGGAUCUUGCAUGUCAGAAAAAUGUAAUGCUCAGGAGCUUUGAAACACAAGUGGUUGAAUGUAGGUUGGCAGAGAAUUUGCCUAAAACGUAUGAUUGUCAGAAGAGUAGUGAUUUGUGGGAAAUUGAAUUAGAAGAUACAAUAUUGUUUCCUGAAGGAGGAGGCCAACCGUCGGAUUUAGGAACAAUAAUGCCUAUAGAUCAAACAACAGUUGUUCGUGUGCUGUAUGUUUUCCGAAGAGGACUUGAUGCGGUCCAUCUUUGCCAAUCGCCGAUUCAGAAGGGAAAACGGGUUAUAAUUACUCUUGACUGGGAUCGGCGAAAAGAUCAUAUGCAACAACAUACAGGACAACAUUUAUUAUCUGCUAUUUUGGAACAUGAACCAUAUAGAAUACCUACACUUUCAUGGUUUCUCGGUCCUGAUAUUUCAUAUAUUGAGCUUCCUCGAAAACCAACAUCUGACGAGCUUGAGCAAGUGGAGGCUAGAUGUAAUCAAGUAAUUGCUGAAAAUAUGCUUGUUACAGUUGAAAAUACAAUGGAAACACCUAAAACGCUUCCUAAUGAUUAUGACGCGGAAAAAGGGAUUAUACGAGUUAUUUCUAUUGGAGACUUGGACAAAAAUCCAUGUUGUGGAACACACGUUCCUAAUACUGCUUACUUAAACACUUUGGUUCUUCUUCAUACUACAUCUAUACGGUCAACAAAUGUACGAUUACAUUUUGUCGUAGGGGAACGUGCUAUUAAAUUGUUUAAAAAAUCUUUUUAUCAAAUUAAAACGUUGUCUGCUUUUUUUUCAUGUAAACCGGAAGAAAUUGAAGAAAAAAUAGAUUUAUUUAGUCAGAAUAUGAAGAAUUUGCAAAAGUCAGAGCGGUAUUGGAUAUCUGAAGCUGGUGAAUUAGAAGCAAGUCGUAUUAAAAAUGACAUUAUUCAUAAAGGUGUAUCUUUUGUUUGUAAAGCUAACGGUAAUAAUGAUUAUUUUAAUGCAAUAAUUCGGAAUCUUGGGAAAGAUAUUCAGGGUGUAGUUGUUUUUUGUUCUGGAGAAAGUCAAAAAAGCGGUCAAUUAAUUAUCAUUGGGGAUCCUAAAAAAGUAGAAAUAAUGUCAGAAAGAGUAAUGAAAGUUGUGAGUAAUGUUAAAGGAGGCGGUAAAUCAAGAUGGCAAGGGAAAGUGUCUGUAUGGAAACCAAAAGAAAUAGAACAACUUCGACAAGUAGUCGAAGAUUUUUAUAUUUGA